Molecule: messenger RNA, 5282 nt
Organism: Rhineura floridana
Lineage: Eukaryota; Metazoa; Chordata; Lepidosauria; Squamata; Rhineuridae
Gene: ZDHHC2
Product: zinc finger DHHC-type palmitoyltransferase 2
Exons: 13
Coding region: 573-1745 (390 amino acids)
Biological process (GO): protein targeting to membrane; peptidyl-L-cysteine S-palmitoylation
Cellular component (GO): Golgi apparatus; endoplasmic reticulum
Molecular function (GO): protein-cysteine S-palmitoyltransferase activity
Source: RefSeq, a predicted model, not a curated record
UGGAGGGAGAGAAGGAGGGGGUCGGAUUUAGGGUAGUCUGGGCAGGUAGCCAUGCUUUUUCCUGCUUUCUUAUCUGAACUGCCCGCAUUUGAGUGAAAUACUACGUAAACAGCGCCUCUCUGCCAGUGCUUGUUCGGGCGGGGGGAGGGAUUUCUUUUCUUGGGCUGGAACAGGGAUUUUUUAAAGCAUAAAAUAAAAGCCCUUCAGGAUGUGGGUCUGUCACCCUAGCUCACUUUCCUGGGCUAGCGGGAACAGAGAACAGGGGCGCAGCAAUAACACCACCUUCCUCCUCCGGGGACAAGGGAUUGCGAGCUGAGGCAGCUUCCUCGGUAGCCUGUGACUGGCGGGAAGGACAACGGGAGGGGAAGUCGGAGGUUGGAGACGGCUGAGGGGAGGAACGGCCGCUUCGCACCGCGACGCCAGGAGCAGCCCAGCGGGGGCUGAAGAGGAGGGCAGAAGCCCUGGGAGCGCACCGGCUUCGCCGCCGCCGCCGGCUGGGAUGUGCUGCGAGGGCCCCGGGCCCCCUGACGGACUGAGGAGCUGAAGAAGCCGAGGGAGGGGUGGGUGGCAGAAUGGGGUGUGGGAAGAUGGCGGCGCCGGCAGGGCCAGCGACUUCUGCAGUUUCCUCCGGCAGCUUCGGGUCCCGGAGCAACACUCGAGUGGGGGGCGUGAGGAAACGCUGCCAGUGGUUGAUUUAUUGGGUCCCGGUUCUCUUCAUCGGCAGCAUCCUCGCCUGGUCCUACUACGCCUACGUCGGCCAGCUCUGCCUAAUAACCAUGACAAAUAUUGGAGAAAAAGUGGUGUGCCUGAUGGCCUAUCAUCUGUUUUUCAUGAUGUUUGUGUGGUCUUACUGGAAAACAAUAUCUACAUUACCAAUGAAUCCUUCCAAAGAAUUUCACUUGACCUAUGCAGAUAAGGAAUUGUUGGAGAGAGAAACCAGAAGUGAAACCCAUCAAGAAGUGCUGAGGAGAGCAGCCAAGGACCUCCCCAUCUAUACAAGAACAAUGUCUGGAGCAAUCAGAUACUGUGACAGAUGCCAACUUGUGAAACCAGACCGUUGCCAUCACUGCUCUGUUUGUGAUAAAUGUAUUUUGAAAAUGGAUCAUCAUUGCCCUUGGGUGAACAACUGUGUUGGAUUUUCCAAUUACAAAUUUUUCCUUCUUUUCUUGGCAUAUUCUCUGUUAUACUGCCUUUUCAUUGUUGCAACCGAUUUACAGUAUUUUAUUAGAUUCUGGACAAACGGACUUCCUGAUACUCAAGCCAAGUUCCAUAUUAUGUUUUUAUUCUUUGCUGCUGCUAUGUUUUCAGUCAGCUUAUCUUCUCUGUUUGGAUAUCACUGUUGGCUAGUCAGCAAAAAUAAAUCAACAUUAGAGGCAUUCAGAGCACCAAUUUUUCGAUAUGGAAUGGAUAAGAAUGGGUUUAGCUUGGGCUUCAGCAAAAAUCUAAGACAAGUCUUUGGCGAUGAGAGAAGAUACUGGUUGUUGCCAGUUUUUUCCAGCCUAGGUGAUGGAUGCUCCUUUCCUACCUGCCUUGUUAACCAAGAUCCUGAACAAGCUUCUUCUCCUGUUGGACACAGUUCUUCAAACAAAAAUGAGAAUAAUCAUCAUUUUCCUGCUAAACCAUUACGAGACUCCCAAAGUCAUCUCCUUACUGACUCUCAGUCUUGGACAGAAACCAGUGCAAGUAUUGAAAAGAAUAAAUUGGGUAUGAGCAACCCUGCACUAACUAUGGAAAAUGAAACUUAGUUAUGUAAGCAAGAGAGAGAAAUCCUGGACCUUCAAAUUAAGAAUUGUUGAUGAGAGGAUGAGGGAUUCCUCAACAACAUCAGCAUCCAUCAACCAGCUCUUCCAAUCCAUUGCUGCGUGGGCGUGCCAGAAGAUAUUUCAAGACCUAAUUUAGCUGUCUCUUAUUAUCACUUGAAAUCUAAGAAUCCUUGUCAUCUCUUACAUGUGUAAAAAUGUUUUGGUUAACACAAAUUAUUGUUAAAAUACAAAAGGAAAGUCUUGAAAAUUAUAUGUUGGGAAAGCAGGAAGUCUUUACUUUAGACGUACAGGACAACACCCAGCCCUUUGCAGAUUAUAGGGGUACUCUUUGUAUUGGCAUUGAUAGCUCAGGUGAGUGUAUGCUAUUUGCAUAUUACCUGGAUGUGCUCAUGCAGCAAUUCUUGAAUCUUUAAGUCAUCAUUAUCCAUGGGGAUAUAUUCUCAACUUUUAUCAAUUGAUGUAGGUGGUUUGGUUGGAUAUAAAGAUUGGACCAUAUUUUGAUUCUUACCUUCAGCUGAGUUAGCCACACAAAUUUAAACUAACCUCAGAUAGGUUGGAUAAGUUUGGAAAGUUUUGUUUGAUUCAACAUAAUUGCUCCCUUCCCCCACCUCCUUAUAGAAGGAUCACAUUAUAGCUAGGUAUAAUUUCUCUUAAUUCAUACCGGAGAAGCAAAUCAGAACAGAACUUCACACUCAGUAUAUGUAUGUGUAAGUUAAGGGCAUGCAGUUCAAACAUGCUCAGAGCAAAGUUUUGUGAAACUAUAAAUGUGUGAUUGUUUACUUAUUCAGUUAUUCAACCUUAUUAGAAGUGUUUGAUGUUAAUAUUUCUUGGGAAUGCUAGACUUGAAAAGCUUAACCUAAGUUUGUGGCUUUAAGAAGCUCCAUUUUAGUUAUAUGACUUUUUCUCUAUUUGAUAUACCAUCCUUGAAUUGCUGCAUUCCUCAUCAUUACCCUGAUUAUUUUCAUACGAGAAGAGGUGUAUUAUCAUGUAGCAGAUAUACUCAAACUAAUUACUGUGAUUCUGACUACACUCUGUAUUAAAAAGCCAAGUGGGUUGGCAGAAACACAUUUUAUUUUAAAUGAGACUAACAGUUGUCUAGGCUUUCAGGAUGGCUUUUGUAGGAUCAAUUUAACAACUAACUUAAGAUUUUUCAGAAAUUUCUGAAGCCAAGGAAAUUGUAGUUUCACAAAUAUCCUUUUAUCAGUGCCUUUGCAUGCGUGAUCUGUCAGAUGAAGUUAUAUACAUUUAAUGUAUCACAUAAAAUACAUUAUGCUGUUUACAUAAAAUAGGUGGUCAUAUUUAAUUCUAAGAUGGUUCAUAGAAGUUGAUUAUAUUAGCAGAGAAACAAAAAAAAUCUCACUUGAGGGUACAGUUGUGAAACAAAAUCAGUUUGGUAGUCGGAUAUUUUUUAUAUAGACACAGUACAAUAUAUAUCUGGCACCAUGACUUACUCCACAGCUGCAGUAGUACCAGGUAUAAACGUUUUUCAAAAGCAUGGAGAUACUUAAGAGUCCAAUUCCUGAGUACAUUACUGUUAAUUUUCUUAAUGUUCCAGAAAACCAUCAUUUCCUACUCUGCAGCCUAGAAUGUAAACUUUGAUGAUUACUUCCAAAUUAUUCUCCUGUGUAAAUAAGGUUCUCUUAAAGUGCAAUGGUAUGAUGUCUCUGACAUCAUUGUAGUUAUAAUGGAAAGGUCUUUUCCCGCCAACAUUUUAAUCCAAAUGAGUCGUUGCAGGUUCAGUCACCAAAAGUGCCAGAAUAUGAUCCUAACAGAUACGAUAUUUGAGAACUUUGUAUGCUAGGCAUUUUGCAGUCACUAGUUUCCAUAGCGUAAUGUUCUAUUUGCUUUGUAUCUUGAUUCAAAGUGGUUAGAGGAAUCUUAGGGGCAGAAUAGGAAAGAGUAGUACUAGCUUAAUCAUAAUGCACAUUGUGAUGUGUAUUCUUGUUAUGCAGGGCUUUGUUUGAUACUUACCAGCAUUCUUUAAAAUGUGUAUAAAAUGAAGGGAAAAACUUAAAAGAAGCUGAAAUUCAGCUCUCAUGUAACAUAUCUUAUAGUAUUUUCAGUAAAUUUCAGAAUAUCAGAGGACAUUUUAAAUAUGGCUCUUAUCACUGCUUCAUGGAAAAGAAGGCUGAUGUCUGCGUCCGAUGGCACUAAACAUACCUUCUGAGCAGAUGGGAUUCAUGCAAAAUAUAGAGCCAGACUGAUGGCUUUGACUGCAUUAUCAUGAUGCAGUUUUCUCAGCUAAUCCAGAUGUCAGACAUUUUAAGAGUAGAAUGGAGUUAGGGAUGGCUCUUACACACUUCAGCCCUGAUCAUAUUAUCUUGAAUGUAAAUGCCAUUGAUAUCUGUGAGCGAUGGGAUUUACAAGGAAAGUAUAUGGGAUUAGGGAAGUAGCAGCAGUGGGAUGGCAUAGAUAGUGGUGAUGUAGGAGAAGUGUUUUACAGAAGCUCUAUGACUUCUUGCUUCUGGAAAGCCAUAUGGGAGAAAGGAAUCUGUUCUAUCACUCCAUCACCAUCUGCACCUGGAAGACUAAAUCUUUGAUUGACUAGGACUGUCAGCUGAUUAAAGAAAUCUUAAUCAAUUAAUUGUGUGAGUUUCAGUUGACUGAUCAACUUAAUCUAUUGGUUAAAUUUGCAUAAACUUGUAUCUGGGUAAAAACAAUAAUAUUGAAGGAACAAACAUGCUUGCUUUGUUUUUAGAUGAUGCAGGCAUUGUCUCAGAGGUACUCCCUCCAACGUAUGACAAAAGGGAAAUACCUCUUAAGAUGUUGCUUAUUGUCUGACGUUUGUAUAAGUACUUACGAUAAAAAGGUUUUUUUUUUAAAAAAAUUAGCUGCCCUAUUUAGCAGAGGACGUUGUUAGGCAAUUUAAAAAGUUGAUUGUUUUGAUUAACUGAGCUAUUAAACUUUGCAGCCCUAUGAAAACAUUUUGCUUAUGUGCCUAGGAUAUAAAAUAUUCCUUGAAAAUAGUCUCAUAGUUCAGAUUCUAUUAUUAUAGCAUAUUUGGAGUUACUUUACUUUAUUAAACAAAGAAUUAAUACAUCCACUCCCAGUUUAGAAACUACUGGUCAGCACAUAGUAGUCCUUUUCUUCAGUAUUAAUCGUUUUUACUGAAUGUAAACAGUCUUAGUUAAGCAUUCACAGUAUGCAGCUAUUACACCUGUAUGGAAUACAGAGUGUAAGUAGAUAUGCUUCUAGUAAAAGUAUAUGCAGCUGCAGUGCUAGUGUACUAUUCUUGCACUAUAUGAUUAUGCCAUUCUGACACUGCUCUUAUAGAGUAGCUAGUUCAUCCCAUGUGUCCAAAUUUCAUAUGAAGUUUGUUUUCCACCCACGAAUGUGUUUACAUGUGAGUAUGUGCUGGAGAUCAAUGAUGUGAGACACAGGAACGCCUAUAAUCUUCCAAGAGCAUGGGAGAUUGCUGCUAGGUAAUAGCAAUGAUCUGUUACCUCACCUGUUAAUGCUUACACAAAUGUACUCAAUGAGCACUGGGGUGUGCUUGUACAAAUAAAUGUUCUGAACUAA